Molecule: messenger RNA, 1187 nt
Organism: Seriola aureovittata
Lineage: Eukaryota; Metazoa; Chordata; Actinopteri; Carangiformes; Carangidae
Product: proteasome subunit alpha type-6-like
Exons: 7
Coding region: 157-897 (246 amino acids)
Biological process (GO): ubiquitin-dependent protein catabolic process
Cellular component (GO): proteasome core complex; cytosol; proteasome core complex, alpha-subunit complex
Source: RefSeq, a predicted model, not a curated record
AGUAGCUCCAUUAUUCUGCUUAUCAUUCAGCAGCACGGGCAUGCCGUUUCCUCUCAACUAACCCUCGAAAAAGAAAAGAAACGUCGAUUAUUUCGAAAGAUAUAAACAUACAUCAAGCUCCGUGAAGUUCAUCUGAGGUCACCCCGAGGAAAAAAAAUGUCCCGCGGUUCAAACGCAGGUUUCGACCGACACAUCACUAUAUUUUCACCGGAGGGCCGUCUCUACCAAGUCGAGUAUGCCUUCAAAGCCAUCUCCCAGGGCGGGCUGACGUCUGUGGGGAUCCGGGGGACAGACAGCGUUGUGGUGAUAACACAAAAGAAAGUGCCUGACAAGCUGCUGGACUCCACCACUGUGACCAACAUGUUCAAACUGACCCCUCGCAUUGGCUGUGUGAUGACUGGACAUAAUGGGGACAGUCGUUCUCAGGUCCACCGGGCGAGGGUGGAAGCAGGAGAGUGGAAAUACAAGUUUGGUUAUGACAUCACCGCAGACGUGUUGUGUCGGCGGUUGGCUGAUAUCUCUCAGGUCUACACUCAAAAUGCUGAGAUGAGACCACUAGGCUGCUGUAUGAUGUUGGUGGCUAUUGACCCCCAGCAGGGACCUGUCCUGUAUAAAUGUGACCCGGCAGGCUACUACUGUGGCUUCAGAGCCACAGCAGUCGGGGUCAAGCAGACGGAGGCCAACAGUUACCUGGAGAAGAAACUUAAGAAGAAGCCUGAACUGACACUCGACAGGACAGUGCAGUUGGCUAUAUCCUGUCUAGGCUCUGUCCUGUCUAUGGACUUCAAGGCCAGUGAGCUGGAGGUCGGCAUAGUCACCAAAGACAAACCUAAGUUCAGGACGAUGUCGGAGGCAGAGAUAGAAACCCACCUUGUCGCCAUAGCAGAACGGGAGUAAAGGUGCCUUCAUAAGCAUCAUGUUGACCAUGCACAGAUGAAGAAGGAACUGAUGUAGGUCUGAUUCAUACUGAUGUACCAGAUAUUUCCAAUGGGCUUUUUCUAAAUUCAAUAUACUGUAGGAAUGUGAUGUUUAAAUUCUGAUCAGACACAUUAAACCAUCUGCAGAUUAUUACAACCUUUUACUUUUGCUAAGAUGUGUACAGAAUAUUUGUCAUACAGCUUAAUUUAACACUGUAUGUGUAUAACCACCACUACCCUUGUAAAACUGCAAUAAAAGUGUCCAUCUGA